Molecule: messenger RNA, 916 nt
Organism: Phaeodactylum tricornutum CCAP 1055/1
Lineage: Eukaryota; Bacillariophyta; Bacillariophyceae; Surirellales; Neidiaceae
Exons: 1
Coding region: 1-762 (253 amino acids)
Source: RefSeq, a predicted model, not a curated record
AUGCUUCCGACACCAAAUCGCACAACGCGUUGCGUACUCUUCCUCGUGGCGACACUGCUGUCGCGGUCCACCGCGUGGCUACCGACUCUCACGCAGCCCCCGGGCUUCCGUCACGCCUUCCCGUUCCUCGCGAGCCGGACGUCGGCAGACCCCGCGUCGCUGGAGACGCACGUGGCCUUGUUGACGCGCGCCGCCGAUACCAAAACGGAAGACUCGGAACAGGUGUACACGGCGUUGGCGGAGUUGGAAACACUCAUGCGACGUCGGGCGCGGGAGGAUUAUCCCGCAACGGCCGAGGCUACGCUCCGGGCGCUGGACGGCGACUGGCGUCUCGUCUUUACCACCGGGACGGCGCAGACGCAACAAAAGUACGGGAAAAUCAAUUACUUUCCCAUCAAGGCCGUGCAGAGUUUUCGGACGACGAAGGAACCAAUGGAAAUCGAAAACGGAAUCUAUUUCGGAGACUUUCCCGCCGUGCGCUUUUCGGGAACCAUGGAGUUUGAUUUGCAAAAACGCAAACUCGAGUUCGAUUUUGAUAAGGUCUUGCUAUUGAAUUUCUUUGACGUGACGCUAAAAAAAGGAGAAGCCGCCAAUUUGGGGGCCAAGUCCGGAUUAGGCAGCGAGUCCAACGUGGUCAACACCAAACGGGACAAGAAGGCAUUCUUCAACUGGAUUUCGGCCGACGAAAAUAUCGCCACGGCACGGGGUGGCGGCGGAGGCCUCGCACUGUGGAAGCGUAUCCCUAGCGCGACGCCCGAAUAAAGAACACACCAUCACACCGUCCUCAUUUGACGGACAAAUCACUAUGCCAUCCUGGAUGCACCUCGUUUUUUUCUUCAACUGUCGGCACUCUCAAUUGACUAUCCCCGACUACGCUUACAAGUAUUAAACCCCCCGAGUAAACAGACUAAUGUUC